AUGAAGCCAGUGCAGGUUGUCACCAUUUGGUGGGUGCUACUGCUGGUGUCCAGGCUGGGGGCCACCAGGAAGGGAUCCCCAGAAGAGGCCUCCUUCUACUAUGGAACCUUCCCACUGGGCUUCUCCUGGGGCGUGGGCAGUUCCGCCUUCCAGACAGAGGGCGCCUGGGACCAGGACGGGAAAGGGCCUAGCAUCUGGGAUGCCUUCACACACCGCGGGAAGGGGAAGGUGCUUGGGGAUGAGACAGCAGAUUUGGCCUGUAAUGGCUACUAUAGGGUCCAGGAGGACGUUGCUCUGCUGAGGGAGCUGCACGUGAGCCACUACCGAUUCUCGCUGUCUUGGCCCCGACUCCUACCCACGGGCGUCCGAGCUGACCAGGUAAACGAGAAGGGAAUCAAAUUCUACAGCGAUCUCAUCGAUGCCCUUCUGAAGAGCAACAUCACCCCCGUCGUGACCUUGCACCACUGGGACCUCCCGCAGCUACUCCAGGUCAAGUACGGCGGGUGGCAGAACGUGAGCAUGGCCAACUACUUCAGCGAUUAUGCCAAUCUGUGCUUUGAGGUCUUUGGGGACCGGGUGAAACACUGGGUCACUUUCAGUGAUCCUCGGACAAUGGCAGAAAAAGGCUAUGAGACGGGCCACCACGCGCCAGGCCUGAAGCUCCACGGCACGGGCCUGUACAAGGCAGCACACCACAUCAUUAAGGCCCACGCCCAAGCCUGGCACUCUUACAACAGCACGUGGCGCGGCAAGCAGCAAGGUCUGGUGGGGAUUUCAUUAAACUGCGACUGGGGGGAACCUAUGGACAUUAGCAACCCCAAGCACGUAGAAGCUGCCGAGAGAUACCUCCAGUUCUGCCUGGGCUGGUUUGCCAACCCCAUUUAUGCCGGUGACUACCCCCAAGUCAUGAAGGACCGUAUAGGAAGAAAGAGUGCGGAGCAAGGCCUGGAUAUGUCGAGGUUACCGGCGUUCUCACUCCAGGAAAAGCGUUACAUUAAAGGCACCUCUGAUUUCUUGGGACUGGGUCAUUUUACUACUCGGUACAUCACGGAGAGGAACUACCCCUCCCGCCAGGGGCCCAGCUACCAGAACGAUCGUGACCUAGUAGAACUGGUUGACCCAAACUGGCCGGAUCUGGGGUCUAAAUGGCUAUAUUCUGUGCCAUGGGGAUUCAGGAGGCUCCUCAACUUUGCUCAGACUCAAUAUGGCGAUCCUCCCAUAUAUGUGACAGAAAAUGGAGCGUCUCAAAAGUUACACUGUUCUCAAUUAUGUGAUGAGUGGAGAAUUCACUACCUUAAAGGAUACAUAAAUGAAAUGCUAAAAGCUAUAAAAGAUGGUGUUAAUAUAAAAGGGUAUACUUCCUGGUCUUUGUUGGAUCAGUUUGAAUGGGAGAAAGGAUACUCAGAUAGAUAUGGAUUCUACUAUGUCGAAUUUAACAACAGAAAUAAGCCGCGCUAUCCAAAGGCUUCAGCUCAAUAUUACAAGAAGAUUAUCACUGCCAAUGGGUUUCCCAAUCCAAGAGAGGUGGAAAGUUGGUACCUUGAAGCCUUGGAAACUUGCUCUAUCAACAGCCAGAUGUUUGCUGCAGAGCCUGCGCUACGUCACAUGCAGAUGGUGACGGAGAUCACGGUCCCUACGGUCUGCAGCCUCUGUGUCCUGCUCGCUGCCGUUCUCCUAAUGCUCCUCCUGCGGAGCCAGAGCUGAGACACGGGUACCCACUUGGUAGCUUCAUCCUUCACAGAGAAUCUUCAGGACCUUCCUCCUUUUUCUGCUUCAAAGGUUUAUAUACAUGUCUGUUUUCAGGAUCUGUAA
This is a messenger RNA of Ceratotherium simum simum (southern white rhinoceros), 1812 nucleotides long. RefSeq names its product lactase like (gene LCTL). Gene Ontology annotation, molecular function: hydrolase activity, hydrolyzing O-glycosyl compounds. Gene Ontology annotation, biological process: carbohydrate metabolic process. The record is from RefSeq and is a predicted model, not a curated record. NCBI's taxonomy places the organism in Eukaryota, Metazoa, Chordata, Mammalia, Perissodactyla, Rhinocerotidae.